Drosophila subobscura is the source of this 1970-nucleotide messenger RNA. RefSeq names its product protein arginine N-methyltransferase 5 (gene csul). Gene Ontology annotation, biological process: peptidyl-arginine N-methylation; regulation of DNA-templated transcription. The record is from RefSeq and is a predicted model, not a curated record. NCBI's taxonomy places the organism in Eukaryota, Metazoa, Arthropoda, Insecta, Diptera, Drosophilidae. Gene Ontology annotation, cellular component: cytosol; nucleus. The coding region runs from base 66 to 1880 and encodes 604 amino acids. The transcript has 6 exons.
GCUUUUUUGUUGUGUGGACACACUUCUGCCGGUCACCGCGUUUUUUUGACAACUUAAAUAUUAAGAUGAAUUUCUACGUCUGCCUUCUGCAGGAGUGCACUAAUAGCAUACCAAAACUAAUACAAUAUGCCAAUGCCAACAACUACAAUGUGGUGGCUGUACCGAUCAAUGCCAAUAUGGUACCCCUGGAUCCAUACGAAAGGGAUCCCACAUACCCGGGCACGUUACUGAACGCUGUGGACUGGAACUCGAAGAUGAUUUUCAUGCUGUCCGAUGUGGAUGUCGAUUCCCCGAGCCCCAAGCUACGCGAGCAUUCCAAAAAGAUCCUACUCCGGGAUAUAGCUUGGGCCGAGCAUUUGCAGAAUGCUGGCUGCGUGAUGAAGCGACUGCACGGACCAAAUAUUGACAACCUGGCCGAGAUCAUAAAAGCCAAAACGAAAGGAAACUGGUUUAUUCAGGUACCAAUCAGCAACCCGACGAUGGGAAGCUUUGAGCAUCGCAAAGACGCCACAGAGGCGGAGAUAGCCGAGGCAGAGGCGAAUGAUCCAUGGACUUGGUGGAACAGCCUGCGCUUUGCCGUCAAGCACAGCAGCAAAGUGAAAGUUGUAAUUGAGCUGACGGACCUGGAUCGUCCCAGCAAGGAGACGGUUCGCCGAUGGCUAGGCGAGCCCAUCGAAGCAGUCAUCAUUCCUUCCAGUCUGUUUGUCCGAAACAAAUCCAACUACCAUGUCCUGCAGAAGAGUUGGCAAAUGAUCAUUGGCCACUUACUCGCGGCACGUGCCAACAUUAUAAUCUCCGCCAAUCCCAAUGACAUGUUCAUUUCCCAGUACGCCGAUUACCUGAGGAAACUCGCGAGUGACAACAACGAUACCCAUGUGCUGAACAGCUAUGAAAACCUUCUGGAGAUACCACUACAGCCGCUGUGCGAUAAUCUGGAUAGCUACACGUACGAAGUGUUCGAAUCGGAUCCAGUAAAGUAUAAACUCUACCAGGACGCUGUACAAGCGGCCCUGAUCGAUCGAGUAAGCGACAAAGAUGCACCAAAGAAGUUGACUGUGGUAAUGUUGCUGGGCGGAGGACGGGGUCCUCUAGCGCGUGCCAUUUUUAAUGCCGCGGAACUGACAAAGCGCAAGGUGCGGCUCUACAUCAUUGAAAAGAAUCCCAAUGCCAUUCGCACACUCUCCCACAUGGUACAGACGCUCUGGGGGGAUAAAGAUGUGCACAUAUUCUCCAAGGACAUGCGCGACUUUUCACCGCCUGAGCUGGCUGAUAUUCUCGUGUCCGAGCUGCUUGGCUCGUUUGGGGAUAACGAGUUGUCGCCAGAGUGCCUCGAUGGUGCCUUGAAGCUGCUCAAGGCAGAUGGCUUAAGCAUACCCUACAAGUCCACGUCGUACAUCAAUCCGAUUAUGUCCGCUGUGCUGCAUCAGAAUGUCAGCCAGUUGGUCAGCACCGUGCCAGCCUUCGACUAUGGCUAUGUGUCGCUCCUCAAGAACAUCUAUCACAUUGACACACCCCAGGCGCUGUUUGAAUUCGCGCAUCCAAAUCGCGUUAUGCCCAUUGACAAUACACGCUGCAAGGAGAUCUCUUUCACUGCCCAAAAGGACUGUGUGCUGCAUGGCAUUGGCGGCUAUUUCGAUACAAUGCUCUAUAAGGAUAUCCAUCUGAGUAUUAAUCCGCUGGCGCACACGCCCGGCCUGUUCUCAUGGUUUCCAAUGUUCUUUCCCACUCAUCCUCGGACUCUCAAGGAGGGGGAGACAAUCUCAGUGAAGUUCUGGCGCUGCAUUGACGCGGACAAGGUGUGGUACGAGUGGCAGGUCAGCACACGAGAGGCCUGGGAGCAUCACAAUGCCGGUGGUACCGGCUACCACAUGCGACUUUAGACCCAAUUAGGAAUGUUAGGAAAACUUGACCACAAAUGCAAUAUUUACAAUCCAGAAUUUGGGGGAAUAAAUAAAUCGCUCUGUAAUUAA